Messenger RNA from Fundulus heteroclitus (mummichog), 2046 nucleotides. It is a transcript of the gene calub, whose product is annotated as calumenin b. Gene Ontology annotation, molecular function: calcium ion binding. Gene Ontology annotation, cellular component: endoplasmic reticulum. The transcript has 7 exons. The record is from RefSeq and is a predicted model, not a curated record. Lineage: Eukaryota; Metazoa; Chordata; Actinopteri; Cyprinodontiformes; Fundulidae. Bases 31 to 1059 code for a protein of 342 amino acids.
GGUUCCCGAUCGUCCACAGGAAGUGUACUGAUGUGUUUCCUGUGGGCGGGCCUAAAGCGUCAACGACGAACUUCCUUGGGAGACACCGAGAGCGCUGGAUCAAACUCAGAAAUGGAGCUGCGGCCACUGGUGAUGUGCUUCGCUCUCUGCGUGGUUUACGCCACCAGCAAACCCACGGAGAAGAAGGACCGCGUCCAUCACGACGACCCUCUGAGCAACAAGGAGCACGACGACGCUGAGAACUUCGACUAUGACCACGAAGCCUUUCUGGGACAAGAAGAGGCAAAGACCUUUGACCAACUCACACCCGAAGAAAGCAAAGAGCGGCUUGGAAUGCUGGUAGAACGCAUAGACGAGGAUAAAGAUGGCUUUGUGACAGCCGACGAGAUGAAGAAGUGGAUUAAGCACGCACAGAAGAGGUGGAUCUAUGACGAUGUGGACCGACAGUGGAAGAGCCACGACCUCAACGGGGAUGGAAUGGUCUCCUGGGAGGAGUACAAGAACGCCACGUAUGGAUACGUUCUUGACGAUUCCGAUCCUGAAGACGGCUUCAGCUACAGGCAAAUGAUGGCUCGUGACGAAAGGAGAUUCAAGAUGGCCGACCUUGACAAAAAUAUGAAAGCCAACAAGGAGGAGUUCACCGCUUUCCUUCACCCCGAGGAGUAUGAUCACAUGAAAGACAUCGUGGUGUUGGAAACUAUGGAAGACAUUGAUAAGAAUGGCGACGGUUUGAUUGACCUGGAUGAAUACAUAGGUGACAUGUACAACCAGGAUGGAGAUAACACAGAACCCGAGUGGGUGAAGACCGAGAGGGAGCAGUUCACCGAGUUCAGGGACAAGAACAAAGAUGGAAAAAUGGACAAGGAGGAGACCAGAGACUGGAUCCUACCAAGUGACUACGACCACGCUGAGGCCGAGGCCAAGCAUCUCGUAUACGAGUCAGACGCAGACAAAGAUGGCCGACUGACGAAGGAAGAAAUCGUCGACAAGUACGACCUGUUCGUCGGCAGCCAGGCCACCGACUUCGGGGAGGCGCUGACUCGGCACGACGAGUUCUAACACCCAGCCGUCUGUGUGCUCAUCUUGUGUUUUUCACCACACCGAUGAGUCCUUCCACAGAGCACAGAGCGUUAAAACAGGAUGGGCUCAUCCGAUCCUGCGCCACGGACAAUAAUUUAUUGAAUUUCCUGAAUGUGUCUCAUCGUGCACACACUAACAUUCUACAUGUUCAAGCUUGGCCAGUAUGUUGCGCUUCCUAUUGGACUCUUUUCCGUUUGAUCUGGUCCCGCAGACUUUGCCAUUUCUCUAGAGACUUGGCAAGGAAUAGUUCAUUUUUUUUGUAAAACUUUUUUACAACCGGUUUGUCCUUUUUUUAUAUACCAAUAAAGUUUAACGUUACAGUCUGAGGAAAACUUUAUUUUCCUAAUGCACCGAACUGUGUAAUUUGGUUCCUAAAGGAAACACUAGUUUCUAGUUCAGUUGUGUUUCAAGUCAUUAUAAAACACGUGGUUAUCGGGGGAAAUGAUCGCUUGGAAAGGAGAACAACAUCUUAAAUUCUAGUAACUGCGCUGACCAUUUGGCGUUAGUGCUAUAAAGCAUCUUAGUGACACUUUAUAGUUUUUUUUGUUUUCUGGUCCAUAUUGACACAAACUCUGUGCUCUAAACAUAGACAAGAGGCUUUUGUAAUAGAUGAAGGAUUGGAGUUGAAUCUGAGGCACAGUUUGGUUCUGGGUUGGAUCACCUCCGCUGUCUGACCUCCAAACCUAAAGACAGCAGGAUGUACUCCAGGCUGAUCCAGUCUAAAACUAGCCUAUAGCACACUGCUGGUUCAAUUGUCAAAGCUGCUUCCCUUCUUUUAUUUGACUUCAUCAUAAUCAUUUCAAUUGUGUGUGCAUGUGAGUGUGUACAUAUGUUACUUGUAUUAUUGAUAACUGAUUUUACUGUAUUUGUUUUACGUUUUAUUUGAUUUAACUGAAUUACUAACUCACUUGUGUGCCAAGCAAAAAUCGAUGAACAGUUGAGGGGAAUAAAAUGCUCUUCCCUUUA